Molecule: messenger RNA, 1641 nt
Organism: Anoplophora glabripennis (Asian longhorned beetle)
Lineage: Eukaryota; Metazoa; Arthropoda; Insecta; Coleoptera; Cerambycidae
Product: fukutin-related protein
Exons: 2
Coding region: 1-1515 (504 amino acids)
Biological process (GO): protein O-linked glycosylation via mannose
Cellular component (GO): Golgi apparatus
Source: RefSeq, a predicted model, not a curated record
AUGCGGUUUAAAUUGAUAUCUAUACAUUUUUUACUUUUAUUUGUCAUACUAAUUAAAGUUGUUUUGUUAUAUUAUUUCGUUUUCCGUUUAUUUGUUACCUUUAAGACUGAAACUAUGCCAACUGCAAGAACGGUUACUAAAUCGCCUACAAAGCAUUUGGGUAAAAUUGUCACAGUGGUAAUUAGAGACUUUGAGUUGUACGAAAAUGAUGUAACGUUAACAGCUCAUUCGUUUUUAAAUAUUUUUCCUACCAUGCAUUUAUUUAUAUUGUACGAUGAACUUCCUUACCCCCCUUUAGACAUAAUGUUAACAAAUAAUUCGCUGCCAAAUGUAAAGUUUAUAAAUUUGUCUCCGAGUUUAAAAAGCUCUUUCAUGGAUCGCUACCCUAUUGCUCAGAUUAAAACAAAGUAUGUGUUGUUUGUACCUGAUUCCACCAGAUUAACUUCUAGACAGAGUUUGCAAGUAUUGAUUAACGAAAUUAGUAAAAGACAAGGAGGUAUGGUUGUGGCACCUGUGAGAAACCAGAGGAAAAGUAUAAUUUGUUUAAAAAUUAACAUAAACAUUCGUGAGUGGAUGCUUAAGUACAACUCGGCAAAAAGUUUAGAGUGUGAUGGAGUGUCAGGAAAGCAUGUUCUCUUAAUGGAAACUGACUCUCUUAGGAAGCUACCAAAUGCUUUCAUUGCACCAUUUCCUGAGUCCUUAUACAUUCAGACAACGGUUUCUAAGUUAAAGGUUCAUAUAGUAAAUGGAUUAUCUUUUCACGAUGGUAAACCAGUUUUACGUUCUCAUCAUGCUCAAUGGAAACAAAAACAGGCUGUUACACAAAGGCUGAGGAAAUUUUAUGAGUUAUUUGGAAUAAAACAGGUUGUUCGUGAAACAGGAUCUACCGAGUGGUAUGGAUGUUCUAAGGAUACUCCAAGAUGUUUUGGAACAGUAUUAGAAUCAAUGCCUUCCUAUUUAUUCGAGAAGAAGUGGACACCUCCUUGCUGUUUGGCAAAUUUAAGGAAAACUGCAAAACACAUUUUCAACAAUUUAGAUGAAGCCGGAGUACGUUAUUGGUUGGAGGCAGGCAGUCUAUUGGGAGCAAUGCGAAGUGGGGAUAUACUGCCUUGGGAUCAUAACGUAGAUAUUGGUUUUAUCCGCGAGGACUUGUCAAGGUGCACAUGGUUAAAAAAAGCCAAAGACAAACCUGUGGUAGAUUCAAAGGGUUUCCUAUGGGAAAAAGCUACCGAAGGUAAUUUUUACCGUGUGCACUUCAGUAAAAUUAACAGAAUACAUGUAAACCUUUUCCCAUUUUAUUCUAAAAAUGGAACAAUGACGAAAGACUCUUGGUUUACUAGUCAUAAAAGGAUGGAAUUUCCUGAUAACUUCCUACAUCCAAUGUCUAGUAUAGAGUUUGCUGGUCGUAAUGUGCCAAGUCCUAAUAAUAUCCGUGAUUUCUUAGAAUUAAAAUACGGUAAAGGUGCUGUUGAGAAUCCUGAGUAUCCUGAUGUUAGUAAGUUACAAUUUCCUUGAAUAUAAUGAUGUUUUAAAGUCUACACUGUAUGCAAUUUUAUUUCACUAUGAUUGAAUUGGGACUGAAUUUGAUUUGAUUACUCUUCUGUUUAAAAAAUUCCAAGGGAAUUUUCUUAGAGAAAGUAA